AGCAACUCCCUCCCUCGGAUCCGGGGACAGCUUUAGGAAAAAAAAAAUAACGUGCGGUGUAAUCGCGGCGAUUAUAUCGGUCGAGAAAAUCUCCGCGUCUGGAAAGGAAAAGAUGUGCGAAGAGUGAUAAAAGAUAAACGUUUAAAUCCUCAAACAUUUGAAAGAAGAUAAAAAACGGCAGAGAUAUAACUUUCCAUCACUGGGGUGUGAUAAAUAAAACCCCGGGCAAUGGGAAGAUUUAUUCGAUCUGAUGCAAAAGGUCCUUCUGCAUGGUGCUAGGUGAAUACUAAUAAAUAGUAGCAAAGGGAAAGUGAAGUGUGUAAAUCCGUGAAAACGCAACUGGAAGUGUCGGCGUCGGUUGGAGCUUGAGAUCGUUAGUACAAAUGAGCAUCUCAAAUGAGGGAUGAACACUGUCACGGUUCAGUGAACAGAUAAUGAAAAGCAUACCGGAUGGGUGGGUGGAUCGGAAAAUUUCAGAUUUGUGCGGUGUACACAGGUGUGUAAUACGAUUGUGAUCUGCUACUAGCGUGGGUUGGGGCUACUACCAAGACAGGAACGAGGAUUAUGGCUGAUCUUCAGGCAACGAUAGAAUUUGCCGUGGAGCUCUACAAGUUCUACAAUGUGGACCUGUUCCAACGAGGAUUAUAUCAAGUUCGAUGUUCACUGAGAGUUUCACCCCGGCUGCCGGUACAGGUGGAGACCUGUCUGCCGGAUGCAACGACCACGGGAGUGCCUUCAUCUGCGAGUACGACAUCGGCUCCUACUCCUGGCAGUGGUGGACCUGGUGGUGGGUCGGCCAUCGGGUCCAAUAGCAGCGGCAACGGCAGCAACAACGCACCUGGAUCGGCAUCCAGUAGCGCCAACACACCCAAUUCCACUAAUUCCUCGAAUGCUUGCAAUGCAGGAACGACCAGCAGUAGUGGCACCGGUAGCAGCAACGCCGGAGGCCUCAGUGGUUCCCCAACCACCGCUGGCACGACAGGCUCCAACGCCACCAUCAUCGACGAUUGUGGCGCCUCACGAGUGUUCCAGAUUCUCUAUCGCAACGAAGAAGUGUCGCUGCGUGACGUUAUUAUGUUCCGAGCACAUUUACUAGUUGACAGCCGGCAUCUGAAGGAAUCCAUUGAACGGGCGGAAUUUUCGCUCAAUCUGGAGCUGUGGUUCGGCGAGCAGACGACCGGGAACGUGCUGAGCCUGGCUUCGACACGGACGCUGCAGCUCAACUUUCACCCGGGCCGGGGACUGCACUACCAUCUGCCGGUGCUGUUCGACUACUUUCAUCUGGCGGCGGUCAGCGUGGGGAUCCAUGCCAGCCUGGUGGCGCUGCAUCAACCCUACAUCAAUGCCCCGAAAACUGCCAAACCCUGGAUCGGCGGGUCGAAGCUAAACUGCCGCGGUGGAAACUCUCCUGGGCCCCUUGAGGCCAUCUUCUUUGGACCGCAGGUGGGAGGCGGAGCUAAAUGUGGCGGCGGGUCAGCUGGUCGCCUAUUGCACGCUCGUAAUGUCCAUAAGGAAAUCUGUGCCUUGCUGCUGGGAGCACUGGAAUCGCUGAGGCUUUCGUUACAGGAAUUUUGUACCGUACUACCGCAUCAAUGGGCUGCCCUGACCGGUUCGACGCCACUGUCGAAUCUGGACACCAAACAAAGACUGAAAAAGCUGGCCGAUUCGGCAAAGCUAAUGGACACCGAAGAUGACCUGGCGGCACGAGCCAAUUCCGAUAUAGCUCAACUUUGUGCCGAAUGUAUACUUUACUGGAGACGAGUGCUGUCGGCAACAACCCAGCCUUCGGUGCACAGCCUGUUGGCCAAGAAGCAUCAUACACUCCGCGUAAGACGAUUUGCCGAGGGAUUCUUUGUGAUCGUGAAUCCAAGGCACGCGGCUAGUGGAUGCUACGACUCGAACUACCAGAACUACGUAUCCAUUUGCGAAUUGGCUCGGAGAUCUAGGUAUCUAUCAUCACUACCGCCCUUGCCAGUGCAUUGUACUCCAUUGGACGGGGACGCAAACUCGCUUCCACUGAUUUUUGAAGAUCGUUACACCGAUUCGAACAACUACAGCAAGCGUCGAUCCGGUAGUGAACCUUAUCUAAACGGUCAUAGUGGAACGUUAGGGAAAUUGAAGAACCACCACCAUCCGAACAAGAUAGCUCCAAUUAUGAAUACCAAAGAAUGCUCCUGUGGGAUAGCAUCAUGCUACAUUGAACCUAUCCCGAAAAUGUGCAACAACUACAUGGGUCUGAUGACUACAAGAUACGCCUUAGGAGGUGACAUUCUACAAGCAAGUCUGACGAUAACUCCUGCAGCGGCUGCAUCGCAAAAUGGCGUAUGUUCGAAAACUCUUUCGAGACAUUCGGUGUCUACGCUUGUCGAGCCGGAAUGCCAGUGGGAUCAGUUUAAGGCCGUUUAUGCUCCGGGAACAAGCGUUAGUGGUGGGACCCUUCCCACGCGGCAUAGUAAAUCUCUGGACCAACUAGAAAUUCAGAACAACACUUCAUCUCUACCCCGUCAACACGUCCAUAAUGUCAAUUAUAAUAAUUACCCUCAAAAGCAAAUCAUUUACCAUCAACCGGGUAAUGCCAUUAUUCAAGCAAUUCCAGCGAAACCCAAAAAGAACCCCGUUCAGGCUGAAGAUCUACUGAAGAACAUCACCGAGUUCAGAGAGAAAUACAGGAACCCAGGUGAUACCCGAAAAACCACCAACUCAAACAGUUCCAACAGUACCAGUAUAUACGAGGUUAGAGACACUUCUCACCAGAUAAUCAAAGAGCACUCAGCGAACAACGUGCAGACCCUCAAUCGGAUGCCCAAACAAAUAAACGGUUACGCCGUACCAAGAACUGACUACAUCCAUGAAAUGAAACCUCACAGUCAAUCGGUGAUGAACCAUGAACCAAGCGGUCAAAAAGUGUCACAACAACAGUCAUGCUACUACAACUCGCUACCGAAAAAUGCUGGCAUGGGUCUCUCGAUACCGCCAAGGAAUUCGUAUCCUCCAAUUCGUAGUAAAAAGCAGCAAUCAACUGGAUCGCUCAACACCAAGACCGAAUCGAACACUAUACCACGAAGUAACUCUUCCCAAAUGUUACGAAUCCAGAAUGGAACUCCCAACAUCAACAGCAACACACUACCACAUCGUCCCGUAGAAUUUGCCCGCAUCCGGGUUGCCGAUUUCAAACAAAUGGUCAACAAUCAUCAACGACGGAACAGUAAAGGCACAAACGGUACUAACGAUUCCAGUAGUUCUGGCAGCCCUGCGGUCACUCCAAAAACUCGCAGUAAGCAGAGACGUCUACUCUCAUCGGCAAGUGUUCCAUUCAAGUUGGAAAACCUAGAACUCGAGCAAGCAGGUGGCACAGCUGCCUUCAGCGAAAGUCUACCGAAUCUUGCACCGCCCCCAGCGUUCAGUAAUUCCCCAUUGCCACCAUUGCGAUUAAGACGCAGACAUUCCAGCAGCGAAUCGACCUCUUCCUUAAGCGAACAGUCCGGGUGGGUUUCCAGUCGGAGGAGCACGGGUCCUUCAAGUCCGGAUACAAUAAGAAACGACCAAAGAAUCGUCAACGGUGAACAGUUGCGUAAGAAGCUGCUAAAGUUACUCAGUGAACAGCCUCGACUGAUGGAUAGGAAGAACAGCAAUCAAUCGAACAUCAGUGAAUUCCUGGUUCGAAGCAACCAAAGCUCUAUGAAGUCCAAAUCAAACACCGAUAAUAUCAAAAGCUCUGUUCAAAUCGAAAAUUGGAACAAUUUAGAAAAAGAGUGGAACGAACCCAGAUCGAUACAGAAGAGUUCAGAAGGCAGAAGAAACAAUCAACACUCCACGAUGGAUUCAAGACACCAAAAGCGAAGCACUAAGAAAGAGAAAUCCAAAUCGGACUUCGAUUUGGCCAACAUCUCCGACUACGUAUUCGAAGAUCUACGGUUACUUCCACCGCAACAAUUUCGCGACCUGGCACCUCCACCGCCAGAUGAGUUCCGGGAUCCUCCGUCGUUGAUCGAAGUCGUUCAAAAAGAAAAGCCCUUACCUAUCAAGAAUCUCCCACCACCAAAUGCAUUACUCCAACCUGCUCCCACUCAAAUACAACAACAGCAGCAACAACACCAACAGCAGCAGCAACAACAACAACAACAACAACAACAACAACAGCAGCAACAACAACAACAACAACAACAACAGCAGCAGCAGCAACAACAACAACAACAACAACAACAACAACAACAACAACAACAACAACAACAACAGCAACAGCAACAACAACAACAACAACAACAACAGCAGCAGCAACAACAACAACACCAGCAACAACAACAGCAACAACAACAACAGCAACAACAACAACAGCAUCAACAGCAACAAAAACAGCAACAACACCAACAACAACAACAACAGCAAAAACAACAACCUCCACCAUCCACCCUUAUCCCACAACCACAGGCCCUACCUUCUAUGAUUGUCCAGCAGCAGCAAAUCAUCCCCGCAACCCAGCAGUACCAAAUUGUCCCGGUGCAGCAAAUCAUCCAACAACCACAGUACAGCAAGCCAAUCCAGCACCCCAUCAACCAGCAUCACGUCUUCAGGAAAUACGAAGUCCAAGCCAUCGACAAUCCCCUCUACCACAUCUACGAAGUCGUCAAAGCACCUCGGCCCGUGCUGAAGUCACAAAGUUCCAGCGAACUCGCUGCCAUGGCCAAAUGCGCUGAAACCCUGAACAAGCCGAACGCAACCCUCAAUAGCAACAUCCCUCUGCAGCAAAACGGAACCGUUCAUGCAACCCAUGAAAACCCAAUCCCACCGGAACGGAAAUCAUCCAUGCGUAACCUUGAACGCAUUCAGCACAGGCCAGAAGAAGAUGAGAACAAGAAACGGAUCGAUCCACCCAUGCAGCUGUUGGAAUUUGAGAAAUGUCGAGAAGAGUUUCGCAAACAAAUCAGCUACUCCGGGUCAAUCUAUUCGGACUUCCACAAACUGGCUUCGGAGAUGCCGUACUUCCACAUUAGUGACGAGUUUCGGCCAUUCUCUACCAAUGGUCUACACCUGGUGAUCUGUGUACACGGGUUGGACGGGAAUUCGGCAGACCUGAGACUGGUCCGGACGUACCUGGAACUUGGCCUACCGGGGGCUCACCUGGAGUUCCUGAUGUCUGAACGAAACCAGGGUGAUACGUUUUCCGACUUUGACACCAUGACAGACCGACUGGUGGCCGAAGUGCUGUAUCACAUUGAGACGUACCAGCUGAAUCCAACGAGAAUUUCGUUUGUGGCACAUUCGCUCGGCACAAUCAUCGUGAGGUCGGCCCUGGCAAGACCGCAGAUGCGACCACUGCUAUCGAGAUUGCAUACAUUCCUGUCACUGUCCGGGCCACAUCUGGGAACUCUGUACAACUCCAGCGGACUGGUGAAUAUGGGAAUGUGGUUUAUGCAAAAAUGGAAGAAAAGUGGUUCACUGCUCCAAUUAUGCCUCCGGGAUGCACCCGAUCCACGGCAAAGCUUCCUCUUCCGACUGAGUCAACGGAGCACAUUGCAUCACUUCAAGAACGUACUCCUGUGCGGAUCGUCACAAGACCGUUAUGUUCCACCCCAUUCGGCCCGGUUAGAGCUGUGUAAAGCCGCCGUCAGGGAUCAAACCAGCCUCGGUGUUGUCUAUCGUGAAAUGGUCCACAACAUCAUUGCUCCGAUGUUGGCCCGGCCGGACCUCACGCUGGCCCGGUUCGACGUACACCACGCCCUUCCGCACACGGCCAACGCACUGAUUGGCCGGGCCGCUCACAUUGCGGUCCUGGAUUCGGAAUUGUUCAUCGAGAAAUUUUUACUAGUUGCCGGAUUAAAAUAUUUCAGCUAGCUGAUUGAACCUCAGGUUAACUUGCAUAGGAAUGUAUGCUACGAUCGUAUACGCAGGAUCGCUACGAUCCUCCAGAGAGCAAUUCGAAAUGGUAUAGAAGUUACACUUUACUGUUGAUGGGUUAAUGUUUCGGUGAAUAGGAAAAGUAAGAGACAGCAAUUGAAUGUAUUGAAUGAAAAACAAAUGUGAAACUAUCGUUGUAGUCGAUUGCAGAUAGGAAUUAAACUCUACAGUAGGUAACCCUUCUUUUAGAUUUGGAAAACAGUCGACAGCAGAUUCAGAUGCAAAAUAAUUACAGAAUAUAUGACUGACUCAGAGCCUAAGUUUAUUUUUGUUUAGUAAAUAUUGUUGUAUUUUUCUAUUAGUUCUAUAUCGAUAAAUCAAACGUAGAAUUGUAAAUGAUACAAUUGGUACAGAGUCGUUGGAAUUUUGCUGUCCACGUGUUAGGCACUGUUAGGCGUUUAUCAAAAUGAAAUCAAACAAAAAAAAAACCGAAUCUCGGAUCAGAGAUCGUUACACAAAAUAAUAAUCUCCACUGCCGGCUGUUGAUUCAAUCGUGAUUAGUUAGUGGGUUUUCGAGAAUGAUUUUGAACCGAUUGCUUCUACACUAUCAGUUUCGGACAUCUUUCUCUGUAUUAGUAACGUAAACGUGUAAAUUGAUCAAAUACAUAUAUUUUAAUAUAAAUGAGACUGAUUUAAUCUAAACCACAAACUGACAAAAAGAAGAGAACAAAACCAAAAAGUAGGUAUAUUAAUCAUUUCAGUAGAUCACCAAAACAAACAAGGAAAACAUAAUUGGGAAUCAACAUUACGAUAUUCGAAAGGAAUACAUUUUACGAACGUAGUUAGCGUAGCAAUUUUAAGUAUAAGUACAGGGAUCGAGAGGCCAGAGUCUUAGUUGCGCUGAAGUAGCAGACAAGAUGUGAAGGAGAAACUGUUGACCAAAAGUUAGAAUUAUUAUCAUCAUUAUUAAAAUUGGCAAAGAUUUCGUAAGAUGAAAAUGGCCGCGAUUUUUACCUUUUCUAGUUUAUUUUUACACACUCAUCAAAUGGGUACAUCAGUGCAAAUAUGCUGAAUCGUCUACAUAACUUAUAAACCUAAAAAUAUAAUACCUAGCAAUGCUUGUGCGUUGUUCCUUAGAAUUCCGGGAUUUUAUGAUUUUUCGCAUAACUGCCAGAGAAAAUGCUGGACUACUUAUGUUGUCAUCUAUAAGAAAAAGUAAGAGGUUGUAUCCAAGAAACGACCGUAAAUUGGACGUAGAUUUACGUGCUAAGUGUCAAUACUCGGCGGCUGUGCUAGGGAAACCUCAUUUUCCCAUUACGGAAGCAACUCGUUUUCUGGCGACAAAAUCUCGC
This is a messenger RNA of Ochlerotatus camptorhynchus, 7187 nucleotides long. RefSeq lists its product as uncharacterized. The transcript is spliced from 7 exons. NCBI's taxonomy places the organism in Eukaryota, Metazoa, Arthropoda, Insecta, Diptera, Culicidae. Bases 565 to 5832 code for a protein of 1755 amino acids. The record is from RefSeq and is a predicted model, not a curated record.